Soboliphyme baturini is the source of this 558-nucleotide messenger RNA. The record is from the annotation of a GenBank genome assembly. Lineage: Eukaryota; Metazoa; Nematoda; Enoplea; Dioctophymatida; Soboliphymatidae.
AUGCAGCCGCGUACGGCGGUCGGCGGCCACGGUCGCAGACCGGGUUUCGACUCACAUUCGAAACGAAAUAAACGCGCUUACCUCGGCGGCGAACCAGACUAUUCGUCAGUGCCUCCCCGACCAGCUGGCCGGUCGGUCGGGUGGUCGGUCUGCCGGGCUUCAAAUGGUGGCCAGCGCCGAAGCGCGAUCUUCGUCUCCUGGCUCGAGGCGUUGCAUUAUGGCAGCGGCAGAAGUGGAACGUGCAGUGCAACCUCACUGAGUGACCAUCGACUUAUGAGACGGACUACGAAUGCAGCCGACCGCACCGCCGACCAGUCGAACCCGCCGGCGAUACCGCCGCUGCCGCAGCAGUCACCACAGACACGUCCACAGCCAUGGCCAAGCAACUCCCGCUCUGUCAACAGUGUGUACGCAGAACGAGCGGCCAAGUUAUGCCUGAGCAAAAAACUUCAUCAUGCUCAUGCACCGGUGGCGGCCGAAGGGCGCCUCGCCGCCAUCCGGUCGCACGCUCGCCCGCCGACCGGUCAGUCGCAGCAGUCAAGUCAAACUCACGCCUAA